AUGGAACGUGUGAGGUACAAAGUCAUCGAAAAAACGGGUGAUUUGGGUGAAGUCGUGCAGGUGAAGGUCCGCGACGUUGGUGUGGACUCACGGGAUUUCGCUCCGGUUGUGCGUGUCGCAUCGCUGCGUGAAUGCCCGGCGCAGGUGGCUGAAUUUGCUGGACUUAUACCGGGGCCAUCCUGUCCCUCCUGUAGGCAAAAGGAAGCUUACAUACGGCGACUGGUGGAGUACAUACGGGAGCUGGAAGCAACUAUCAACACUGACAGGGCGGUGAGCGCCCUCAUGCUAAAGAUGGAAAACGCCGAGGGCGAUGGUGUGGAGCAACCAAAGAAUGGGGUCCGUUCCUCCCCGCAGCGAUCCGCAAGUGGAACAUUUUCCUACGCGUUCCCAACGUCACAAAAUAUCACUUUCGAAGAAACGGAUGGCGAAGGACAUCCCACUCUGAUGGAAAUGAUGACAGACGAACUAAGGCGGCAGAGCUUGCUCACGGCGAUGAUGUCACUUCUGAACCGACCGACAUUGGAAGAAAUUGUAACCAUCGGGGAGGAGAUGCGGGCGGAGCAAACCAAGAACCUGCAGCCUGUAGCUUUGAACAAGGGGUCAUGA
Trypanosoma brucei brucei TREU927 is the source of this 606-nucleotide messenger RNA. RefSeq lists its product as hypothetical. Bases 1 to 606 code for a protein of 201 amino acids. NCBI's taxonomy places the organism in Eukaryota, Euglenozoa, Kinetoplastea, Trypanosomatida, Trypanosomatidae. The record is from RefSeq and is a predicted model, not a curated record. The transcript has a single exon.